AUGGCGCGUAAGUUACAAAUUGAAAUGUUCUCGUAAGAAAUCCUCAUAAAACUCUCAGUCCUUCCCGUGCUUUCAUUAUCCGAGAUGCUUGCACUUAUGGACGGCGCCGCGAAAAUCGCAGUGAUCACCGGAGCAUUGCCUGCCACACUCGAAAAGUUCACAAAAGGAUUUUCGGUGAUCAAAGACUAUAUAUCGGGAAAGAUCGCGUCGGAAAAGCAGAAGAGAGAAGUGACGCAGAAGCUGGAAGAGAUUGCCGCAUCGAUUGAGAAGCUGGACGAAAAGUUGAGUGGUCAAAUGAAAGAGAUUGAGCAAAAUAUUACCGUUGCAAACUUUUUCAAUGUAAGUUUUCGAGUUCUGCGUGUGUGUGUACUCACGGAAGCCGUUUAGGGAGAGGCGAAACAAGCACAAGUGACGUGGCAGUUCAUCAAAGACUUUUUCGAUGUGCCCACCAAAACUGUGAUCGACAAUACGAAAAAGCGGUUGGAGGCAAAAGCAAGAAUGGAAUAUGCGAGGGUUAGUUGAGGAAAUGACGUAGUGACACUGUUCCUGUUUCAGGGUUUCAUUGCAUCGCUGAAACGACCUGAAACCAACCCUCUCCUGGUGAUUCUGAAAACAGAGAAUCCGAGAACACAGGCGACUUUCGACAAAUGGAAUGACAUUUUCGAUGGUAUACUUUUCCAAUUUGUGAGUCAAAAACAGAGAGAAGAUUCCUUGUUUAAGCGCCCGUUUUUGUUCCAGAUGCUCAUCGAACUUUUCAUCGACGGAAUACUCGACGACACGGAACACUCGAUUCCACUUUUAUUGCUAAAGAACGUGAAAUCGUUCCAAGACCAAAUGAAGACGUGGAAAAGUCAGUAUCAGGUGAGAAGCACACAUAUGUAUCACUUUGUUUUAAUUUGAUUUCAGGAGGAAAAUUGGACAACUAAAUUGCUGCCAUUAGUAACGGAAAAGCAAGAUAGAACAAAGAAUUUGAGUAAGCAGCAAAUCGGAGAUCAAGUGCUGAGCACUCUGAAAACGUGGGUGUCCAAGUGAGUUGACGCAUUAGACAAUAUAAGAAAAGAUGAGUUUGUUACAGCGACGUUCAUUAUUGGGUGAUUGUGUUCAAUGAAACUAACGAACGGACCGCGGAGCCAUACGCAUUCGGAUAUUCUACUCAAUUCUGUGAGUAACAAUCUAGAUCACCGUUCGUCAAGACGUUUUUCAGUGUCAACCGACAAAAUGCCCAGCAAAGAGUACAAAACGCUUCAAACCGUCUUUUCGUUUGCGCCUGGCAAGUUUAGUGUCAUAGUGCAUCGCAGCAAACUGUGGAAGGAUCAGAAAGAGACGACGACGAAAGCGAUCACGGAGCAAUACGACAAAUUCCCGGUGGCCAAGUAUCGAAAUGAUAUUUUCCGAUCGAACAACUUCAAACAGUGGCCGCAAAUGUUCCUGGAAUACCCGUUUGGCGGCAUUCAAAUCGCCUUCCUCGCACUGAUCAAUGUGGACCGUGAUGUGGUGCUUCGUGGCUCGUCGCACUUAACAUCGGACAAGCCUGGUCCCGGAUAUUACCGAAACUCUAUUUCUCAACUUUCUAAGGUGUCCGGAACAGGCAAAACAUAUACAAUGAUGCUGAUUACUGGAUUUCUAUAAUAAAGAUGGCCACUUCUCUUCCAUUAUUAAUGAAUAAAUAAUAUCAUACACGAAACGUUCAUGUUUGAACGCAUGGUUCUUCACCUUUUUGUGAUCGAAUCGACCAAUUUCUCAACAGAGUCAAUUUGAUUCAAUUCGCGUUGAUCCUUAAAGAGAGAAUGGUCGCUAUUAUCUAUUUCCUGGCAAAGUCCGUGUGUAGUUUGGUCAAGAUAAGAAACUACAAUUAAGAAUGGGUAUCAAUGUGGUCACUUGAUGUAAAUGCACACAAUAAUCUUAUCGCUCGAAUGGGUGGUCACACGGCAUUCAUUUCAUUACGUUUCUCGAGUUAUUGUGUUGUAUGGAAACCUUUUCAUUUUCAGAGCACACUCAAUUGACAGCCGACGAACAUGUCAGCCAAUGAUUCGGUAUGCUUCAUUUCAGUGGUAAAAUUAUGAUGUACCUCGAACAUUUUUUUUCAGGACGAUGAGCAACUGAAGACUGCGUUGGCUGGAAGAUGGAAGAUCUUGGGCUCAACGGGCGUCGAGCAGUUUAUGGAGAAACGGGCGGCCGGAGAUCUCGCCGAUGCCACGUUCCAAUACGCGGACAAUGUCAUCGAGUUCAACGCCGACACUGUGACAAUGUACGAUCCAGUCGGCAAUCGGAAGCUCAAUCGGAUCUCGGCCGAACUCUUUCAAUUGACUCCCAUCGGAUCUCGAUCCAUUUUGAUUCACAUUUCGGAAAACUCUCUGAAGAGCACGUUCUACGGCGAGGAUUCGAGUGAGGAACAGACUGAGGAGAGAUAUGUGAAGGACGGAAAGUUGCACGUUAUUGUCACCCGCAAUGAAGUAUCGUGCACUCGGAUUUAUGGAAAAGGCGCGGAAAGCGGAGGAUGCUCCGAAGAACUCGAGAAGCUUCGGGCUGAGAAUGAGAAGUUGAAGGCCGAGCUGGAAGUGCUGAAAGCAAAGGAUGCGCAGAAGAGAGAAGAACUCGAAAAUCUUUUUGCGGAGAAUGCGAAACUCAAAACCGAUCUGGAAGCCUCGAAGGCCAAGGAAGCACAACUGACCAAGGAACUCGAAGAGUUCAGCGCUCAGAAUGCGAAGCUUCAGGCGGACUUGGCAGCUGCAAAUGCAAAGAUCGCAGAGCUGGAGGAGAAGUUGAGAAACUGCGGCGGAUCGGCCAAAGAACUCGAGGAUCUGCGUGCUGAGAAUGCGAGACUGAAGGCCGAGGUGGCGGCGUUGACGUCGCAAAUCGCGAGCUUGAGCGCUCAAAUCCAAGCUCUUCAGGCCAAAGAUACGGCGUCAGCGAAUGAGAUCGCACAGCUCCGCGCUCAAAACGCGAAUCUUCUGGCUCAAUGGCAAGCGCAGCAGGCGAGAAUCGUCCAAUUGGAGCAGCAACUGAGGAACGGACAAACCCAGGGCGGCGGGGACAUCCUGCAGAGAGUCGUGGGCACGUGGAGGUACCGCGCCGACUUCCAGGACAUCACGAACAUCCGAAUCGACAACAACCGGAUGGUGCUGACCAACACGCCAAGCAACAUUGUGCUCGAUUAUCCGAUUGGCGCGAUGAACGGCAGAGGCUACGUUACGAGUGUGGAGAACAAUAAGAUUGUGAUGCGGAACCAGCAGUUGGGGCAGCGGGAAGAAUGGUCCCUCGAGAACGGACAGAUCGUGCUCACCUGCUACUCCAUCUACAACAACAGCGUCAUUUGGAGAUACACUCCUAUUAGACUCGGAUAAUUUCACUUUUUCUCAUUUUUAAUGUGUUUAUGAAACUUAUUGCAAUAAAUUUCAUGCAUUCUCAGUUGUUUCGAAGGCACUUUCUUCGGGUCAAUGAGCAGAAAAAUUUUGAAAUUGCAAUUACUUCCGCCUCACCUUCACUAUUUCUUCGAUUUGUUCUCCCUGCUCAACGUCUUCCAUGUUUCCACCAAUAUCAGGUGAGUGAGUUCCAUUUAAACUCAAUGAACCCCACCUGAAAACAGGAGCGACGUCUUCUUCGAAACUGCGAUGGCAGAAAUCAACGAGGCGCAUUUCCUUUGUGAAAUUGCCGUCAGUACACGUAAAGGGCAGAUCGGUCGGCGACAAAAAGUACUCGCCUUUGAAUAUUUAUCGUUUUAGAAGGCUGCUCCCGUGCCGGCAGUCGAAGAAUCGGUGCCUUCAGAUCCGACGCCGCCUUCUCUGCCACCGAUCCCCACCAUCACUCCUUCGCUUUGCAUUGACAAUCAAUACUUUGCCAAUUAUAUAAACGAAAAACCAAAAGUGGAUGAUGUGGAUUACUUGAGCAGAGCCUUUCAGUCGUGAGUUUUUGCUUCUUUUUGCCGCAAGACCCGUCCAUCAGAUUCGCCAAGAUCCAAGGAGCAUUUCACGAGCAACGGACCAAUUACUUCGAGAGACGGGGACUUCUGGAGGCGAUUGAGAUGUAAGAACGCCUGCAAUAUCGGAAGAUUGGAGCAUUUUCAGAAACAUCGAACAGCAAAACAGUCGAAUCAGUGAGGCACUCGGCUGUCUGGCGGUUUGCAACGAAAUCACCGAAAAGGUAACCCGUCGCGUGCAAUCGAAUGCAACAAAAGCACAUUUUCAGUACCAAUGCACUCUCGAAUCUUCGUUCCAAGUUCUCGUCGACGAUUUCUCCGAAAAAGCGUUCAAAUUGAGCAGUUUAACGAGCCAACUGCACGCCCUUCGACAAACUCAUAAUGCCAAUCUGUAAUAGGGCAAAAAAAAAGGGAAAAACAUUCAAAUUACAGAAAAGUCAGGAAAACGGAAGAAACGAAGCUGGAAGAGAUUUCGUGGAGAAUAGAGAGGGAGCAGAAGAGAAUUGCCAAGUUGGACGAAAAGUUGUGGAAGUUUUAUGAGAAUCGAGACAAGGGCAAACCCUAA
Messenger RNA from Caenorhabditis sp. 36 PRJEB53466, 4481 nucleotides. Lineage: Eukaryota; Metazoa; Nematoda; Chromadorea; Rhabditida; Rhabditidae. The record is from the annotation of a GenBank genome assembly.